This is a messenger RNA of Malaya genurostris, 1808 nucleotides long. RefSeq names its product oocyte zinc finger protein XlCOF14-like. The record is from RefSeq and is a predicted model, not a curated record. NCBI's taxonomy places the organism in Eukaryota, Metazoa, Arthropoda, Insecta, Diptera, Culicidae. The coding region runs from base 555 to 1703 and encodes 382 amino acids. Gene Ontology annotation, molecular function: DNA-binding transcription factor activity, RNA polymerase II-specific; RNA polymerase II cis-regulatory region sequence-specific DNA binding. The transcript has 3 exons. Gene Ontology annotation, biological process: regulation of transcription by RNA polymerase II. Gene Ontology annotation, cellular component: nucleus.
AACUACAUUAGGGUAACCGAGGUAUUUUGGCCCACUUUAGGAUUGAUUUUAUUUUGGCCCACUUUAUAAAAAUAUCCACCAAAUGUUGUAAUAUCUUUAAAAACCCCUUCCGCAAUAGGUAAUUUAAUGUGAUUAGCUUCAAAAUGAUGCAAAAUGAGUUACUUAACAUCGAUAAAAUCCGAUGAAAUCGAUAAAGUUUGAUAGGUGGGCCAAAAUAUAUGAAGUGGCCAAAAUACCUCUGUUACCCUACUAUUACACUCGGAAAUCUAUGUUUAUUUAAUUUAUGGUUCUACUCAAUGUUGGGUAAGCGUGCAGAGAAACGUUUUGUUUUUGUUAUUUUUAUGCUGUCAAAUUAUUACCUGGUUGGUUGUUCUUUUUGUAUUGUCUAAAUAAGACGCCUAAGACCGAACACGGUCCAUAUUGCCACAGGCAGGUUGUUAUCCGGUUGAUUUUGUAUUGAUUGUCAAGAAAAAAAAAGGCUAAGAGCGAUCACGGUCCAUUCCACUGCAGAACAACGCAGUUUUGGUAGUUGCAGCUACAUUUAUCACAGAAAAAUGGAAUCCGACCAGAUACAGCAUGUGAUGCCAAACGAAGAGAAAAAAUCAAAUAUUACUCUAACGAAUGAUUUUUCGAAUCCAUAUAAAUGUCUGAUUUGUGAUAAAAAAUUCGGCAGAAAGAGUACUCUCAACUCUCACGUUAUAGUUCAUGACGGCACACGGCAACACAUGUUGCUUCACACGGGUGAUCGACAUAAAUGUGAAGUGUGUGGCAAAGAAUACUCUAGAAAAAUUAACUUGAAAUUACACAAACGCAUUCAUACAUCUGAUCAGUUGAUCGAUUCGUUAUCAAUCGAACCACUAGACCAUGAAAGCGUCAUUCUGGACAAGCAGAACGAAUCCACAAAACUCGAUGUCAAUGACAAGGUAAAUAAACAAACAAUUGGUUUUGGCAACAGCGACGUAUUCGAUUUACAAUCAAAUUCAUACAAUUCUGCUAGCUGCAAUGAAGUGAAUCGAAGUGAAAUAAUAUUCCAUCGUAUACAGGAUGUUAUACCGAACAAGAAGCAACCAUCAACUAGCUCAGUAACAUCUUUCACACCGAAAAACAAAUUUGCAAAUCAAUACAAAUGUCCGAUUUGUGAUGAACAAUUUUCUUACGAGAGUUGUUUACAUAAGCACGUCUUAUUACAUGGGAAAGCGAUACGAUUUAGUUGUGAUAUUUGCAGAAAAAGUUAUUCUCUUAAGAAACAUUUAAAACGACAUAUGAUCGCCCAUGCCGCUGAAAACCCGUUUGCGUGUGAUGUAUGCGGCAAAGGAUUUUGUGACAAGCGAACAUUGAAGUUCCACAACAACAUUCACACCGGAGAGCGGCCGUACAAGUGCACUGUGUGCGGAAAAGAGUUCCAUGCUCAAACAAAUUUUUCCCAACACAUGCACCUUCAUGAAGGCAAGCACAAGUGCACGGUAUGUGGCAAAAUGUUUACCUCUAACGCUCAACUAAGCAUACACGUGUCUUCACAUACUGGUUCUUAUAAGUAUACUUGUGAUGUGUGCGGUAAAGGUUUCUCGUUUAAACUGCUUUUGAGAGACCACAAAAACAUUCACACAGGAGAGCGUCCUUAUAAAUGCAGUGUAUGCGAAAAAGAUUUUGCUAAUAGACGUGUCCUUACCAAUCAUAUGUCCAUUUGUCCGGGUAGGCAUUAGUUAGUUAGUUAAAAUUUUAUUUACCCCCGGUUUUAACCUUUAAGGUCUUUUGCCGGUGGGUUAAGUGCUUAAUAUAUGUCAUUUAUGUUCCUAUUCAUAAACGAA